Molecule: messenger RNA, 753 nt
Organism: Cantharellus anzutake
Lineage: Eukaryota; Fungi; Basidiomycota; Agaricomycetes; Cantharellales; Hydnaceae
Exons: 11
Coding region: 1-753 (250 amino acids)
Source: RefSeq, a predicted model, not a curated record
AUGAGCCAAGCGCCAUCCAUCCAUAUCUACCUUGGGAUCGUGGUCGUUUCGAAUAUUUUCGCUACUUCUCUUUUUGGAAUUAUAACGGUCCAAGUCUUCUGCUACUUUAAGCAAUUUUCGAGGGAUCAUCGAAUACUGAAGGGUUUGUGCUACUGGGACGUGAUGUACAGGUUAUUGGGUUAUGGUACUCUUGAUUCGUCAUUCUUUGUGAAAUACCGUGUUAAGCUCUGGAUUGCGUGUGUGAAGGUUUCUCACUUUACUCGAUCUCGGUACCCUGUGGACCGGUUUGUUCGUGUUCCUUUUCCAUCCGACGUCUUCUUUUGCGGCCAAAAUAUGUUGACCGUUGCCGCCAUAGCUUCCCAAGCUUACCUUGUGCAUAUCCUGUAUAAAUUGACAGAAAAUCGCAUCCUUCCAUCUAAGAUCAUUGCUAUCGUCCUCGAAAUUGUAUCAAUGACAUUUGAUCCCAUCCAGCUUACACACCUCUGGUAUAGUGCCCUAGCUACCCUCCUGAUAGCGUCCACAGAUGCGUUGAUUUGUGGCUCCCUUGCGAUCUCAAUAUGGCGACGUGGCGCCGCACGUUCCAGAGGCAACGCUCACAUGUGGUUUGUUUCCUAUAUUUUGGCAACAGGCAUGUUAAAUUCCACGGCCUCACUCGGCGCCUCUAUCGGUGUGUUCUGUUCAGAAGCUCAGUUGAUCAUCCCUUUGAGCGUAUUGAACUGUGAAUUCUAUGUCUUCGGCUUAAUGGUCAAGUAG